This is a messenger RNA of Myzus persicae (green peach aphid), 1386 nucleotides long. Its product is annotated as serine-aspartate repeat-containing protein F-like. Lineage: Eukaryota; Metazoa; Arthropoda; Insecta; Hemiptera; Aphididae. The record is from RefSeq and is a predicted model, not a curated record. The coding region runs from base 1 to 1386 and encodes 461 amino acids. The transcript is spliced from 8 exons.
AUGCCUGCUCGUGGGAACAGUAUGGAGGAUAAAAACCGGCUUGAGACAUUGGAAAACACAAAUGAAUCGGACAUUGGACAAAUCGGAGAUAACGGAAAUCGGAACUACAACAAUGUAUUAGGUGGCGUUAGUGAGGUCAAUAACACCCACCAGGGAGAGGGGUCAUCUGCAUCUACUGCUCUCAACCCGGGAGUACCUGCAAACAACAAGCGGAAGAGACAAACAGCAGAUGAAAAUGAUGGUCACACCAGUAAAUUGUCACGAACCUCAAGAGAAGCACUCAACAAACGAAAACGGCCAAUUGAUGAAGAUUAUGAAGAGGAUGACAGGACAAACAAAAGGUCACGAAACUCAAGACAUGUCCUAGAUCCGUAUGACGCAGAUAGUGAGCAGUCGUCCUCAGAUAGUGAGAUCGACGCUCAACUGUCAAAUACUGCUGCAGCCGCAGAAAUGCCAAUCGAGGGCAUGGCGCCAGUGUUGGAAGAUGAUGCCUUUGAUCAUCACGCUGGCGAGGCUCACUGGUUUGGUAAUUCACAAGAUGGGACAUUAUCGGAUUUCGAGAACGAUGUAUACUUGCCCAACACUGAUGCAGCCGCAGAGAUGCCAAUCGAGUACAUAGCGCCAGUGUUAGAUGAUGAUGCUUUUGAUGACCAUGCUGGUGAGGCUCACUGGUUUGGUAAUCCACAAGAUGGGACAUUAUCGGAUUUCGAGAACGAUGUAUACUUGCCCAACACUGAUGCAGCCGCAGAGAUGCCUAUCGAGGACAUGGCACCAGAGGUCGAUGAUAAUACUGCCAGUAAUGUGCCCAAUGUAAUCGCCUGGAAUUGCGACUCAACGAUUCAAGUUUCGUUUAAUUGGGAUGAUCUUGACGAAAGUCUAAGAAGUCUAAGAAGACAAACUGAAGAUGGCAAUGACAUCGUGGUAGUGCACAUCGACAUAACAAUACAUUACACAUUUGAAGAAACUGACAAUGAUGAAGACGACGACAUUGAUGAAGACGACGACAUUGAUGAAAACGACGACACUGAUGAAAACGACGACACUGAUGAAGACUACGACAAUAAUGGAGACGACGACGAUGGAGACUGCGACACUGAUGAAGACUACGACACUGAUGAAGACUACGACAAUGAUGGAGACUACGACAAUAAUAGAGACGACGAUGAUGAAGACAACGAUGACAAUAGUGACACAUACGACAGCAGUGGUGAUAACACGGACGACAGAAAUGGCACAGACGACAGCAGCUCUUCAGAAUGGAUAAGCUCUGAUGACUCUGGGUAUCAGAUUUCCAUUCCAGACACUAUUUCGUCCGUCAGUACACUGUCUGACCUUUUCGACGACGAAGACGAUGAAGAUGACACCAGCGGAUAUGCAUCAUUAUAG